Messenger RNA from Penicillium antarcticum, 1014 nucleotides. RefSeq lists its product as uncharacterized. The transcript has a single exon. Bases 1 to 1014 code for a protein of 337 amino acids. The record is from RefSeq and is a predicted model, not a curated record. Lineage: Eukaryota; Fungi; Ascomycota; Eurotiomycetes; Eurotiales; Aspergillaceae.
AUGUUCAAGAACAUCUCGGACCAAUUUGGAUCCAUCCUUGUCGCUCUGCUAUCCAUCCAAGGUGUUUGCUCGGCACUUGCAGUCGAGACAAACCAGACUUUGGUCGAAGGCAGUGAGAGUGAGCACGGGGAGCUAGCUGUCCGCACAAGUGAUGAAUACACAGUCGUUCACAAAUGGGACGGCGGAGGCAUCGCGGCUUCUUCUGGAGUCGGACUUGUGAUCGUUGGAAUUGCCAACGCAUUCAUUAGCUACUAUGGCAAUAAGCCUGAUGCGCAAAAGAUUUGUGGAAAGUCAGCGACAAUCGCCACUACCGAGGAUGGAGUCGGCUAUAAGUAUUAUGUGUACUCAUACACAACCGGCAGUAACUGUGACAGCACUCAGCGAGCAAAGACCAUCACCAACAAGCUCUCUGAUGCAUUCGAUGAAUUGCAUUCUGAGGGAGCCUCUGCAGUGUGCCUUGAUCUUGAUCACCAUGGCACAUGGCACGGCGUUGUUGGACUCGCUACCGAUGCUUCAGGAAUCGACCCCAAGUCCGCUUGUUCUGACCAUCAUGCAGGCGCAAAGAGAAGUAAUGCUGGAUUUCCUGAGCUCGAGGAAAGAAGCCCCGCAAAGCGAGAUGAGAUCGGACUUGUGAAGAGAACUCCAAUCUCUGUCUCCGAGUCCGACAAGAAGUCGGGAAGCACCAAAUUCAGCCACCCCAAUAAAUCCCAGGCAGUUAUCCUUGGAAUUGCAGACAAGAUCUACCAGCAAAGUGCUGCUGGGAGCUGUGAUGGCAUUACAGGUAGCAUCACUGAUACCAACGGAGUGAGCUACAGCUAUUACUACUACGCCUCAGGACGUAACUGUGAUACCACUGCCCAGCUCAAGACAAUUGUUUCUGCUCUUGAUGACGCAUGGGAAGGUCUCGGCAGCACUUCGGCGCUCUGCAUGACAAUGGAUCACGGUGGCACCUGGCGCGGCCACCUGGGAAUUUCUGCGAUGCAGGGUACUUACCCUUCCCAGAAGUUGUGCUAG